Molecule: messenger RNA, 1056 nt
Organism: Penicillium waksmanii
Lineage: Eukaryota; Fungi; Ascomycota; Eurotiomycetes; Eurotiales; Aspergillaceae
Exons: 1
Coding region: 1-1056 (351 amino acids)
Biological process (GO): autophagy; cytoplasm to vacuole targeting by the Cvt pathway
Cellular component (GO): phagophore assembly site
Molecular function (GO): phosphatidylinositol binding
Source: RefSeq, a predicted model, not a curated record
AUGGAGUACGUCCGAGGAGACCGGUUCGGUCCGGAAUUCACUACACGACGAGCUUGGUCGUUGCAUCGAUUUCUAAAACGCUUGACCCUGCACCCAGUACUUCGUCGAGCACCUCUUCUCAUCAUCUUCCUGGAAUCGCCGGACUGGAAUGCCCAUGUAAGGCUGCAUGGUAACCGCACCACCGUGAAUGCCACCACAGACAAUGCGAGUACGGGCAUCUUUGAUAAUUUCACAGACAGCUUCGUCAACGCGUUCACCAAGGUCCACAAGCCGGAUCAGCGCUUCAUCGAGGUCAAGGAAAAGGCCGAUAAGCUGGACGAAGAUCUUUCGCAUGUGGAAAAGACCGUGGCGCGGGUCGCGCGGCGAGAGUCCGACCUGGAGACUGAUUACACAGAGCUAGCGACGCAGUUCCGCAAACUCGUUCCUCUCGAGCCGGCGGUGGAGAUGCCGUUGCAGGUGUUCGCGGCUUCCGUGGAAGAGACCGCUCGUGGGGUGCGUGGAUUAAAGGAUCACACCGAUCAGAAUUAUUUGGGUUCGCUGCGCGAUAUGGAUGCCUACAUCAUGUCUGUCAAGACUCUUCUCAAGACUCGCGAACAAAAGCAGCUUGACUUCGAAGCUCUCGUCGAUUACCGUAACAAGGCUGUGGCUGAACGCGACUCACUUGCCAGCAACCCAGCCGCCUACUAUGCAUCCAACCCUCUCACCUCCUCACCAGCCUCCUUCAUUCGAUCGAAGAUGGAAGACAUGCGCGGAGUUGACCACGAACAAUCCCGCCGGGAACGUGUUCGCAAGCUUGAGCUCCGCAUUGAUGAACUUACCCGCGAAGUAGAGUCGGCAAAGACUACUUCGGAGAUGUUUGACGAGGAAGUCGUGCGUGAAGUGGCAGAUUUCGAGCGCAUAAAGGCCGUGGAGUUCCGCGACUCCCUCGGCAGUUUUGCCGACUCGCAUAUCGAAUUCUACCAAGGCGUCCUUUCAACCUGGGAACGAUUCAUUGCGGAGAUGGAAGGUGAUGCUGAUUUCGACCUGGACGCCGAUCCAGUAUUAGGUGGGCGGUGA